Bombyx mandarina (wild silkworm) is the source of this 564-nucleotide messenger RNA. RefSeq lists its product as uncharacterized. The record is from RefSeq and is a predicted model, not a curated record. NCBI's taxonomy places the organism in Eukaryota, Metazoa, Arthropoda, Insecta, Lepidoptera, Bombycidae.
AUGGCUAGAGUAACACGAAAAGCUCUAGAUUUAGCCUUGGCAUCAAGCAAAGCUUUAAAACCUCCUAUUUCCAUUGCAUGGCAAUACGCGAAAACCGAAAUGGCACCACCAAUGACUUUGAAUUUUUUUCACGGAAAAGUGGGACAAAACUUGGAAGGAAUCGUUUCCAAGACGGUCGAUAGUUUUAUAAGUGGUUUGGAAAAGAAGCUAAGGGAUAUGGAUGCCGAAGAGAGAAGAAAAAUACAUGAGAAGGAGGCAUCUAUUAAAGCUGCUCAAGAAAAAGCAAAAUUGAAGGCGAUGGCUAAAGAGCAAGAGAGGAAAAAGAAUGAAGCGGAAAAAUUAAAGAAAAAAACUGGUACGGCCGAGAGCAAAGACGCAAAAAAAAGUGACAAGAAGCCUGAAAUGCAAGCUGGAAGUCAACAGGUUAAAAAGGUAGAAGCCAAACCUCAACAGCAACCUGCUAAAAAAGUCGAGACCAAUGUCAAAAUGACGGGAAAGCCUCAGCCUAAAGAAAGUAAAGAGAGUUCUAAAAACAAAGAUGCGAAACAAGCACCCAAGAAAUAG